AGGAGCAGUGUGGUUUCGUAUAGACAUUAGACCACGCCAGCAGAGCAGAGCAGAAUAGAGCAGAGCAGAAUAGAGCAGAGCAGAGCAGAGCAGAGUAGAGCAGAGCAGAGCAGAGCAGAGUAGAGCAGAGUAGAGCAGAACGGAGCAGAACAGCGGAGGCAGCAGUAGCAACAGUACGGCGUCGACGCAGAACGAAAAACCUUGGCUUCGCCCGUCGUCGUCGUCGACGUCGACCGUCGCGAGCUGUGUGUCCCGAGCGGGCGCACGAGGUCGUAGCGAAGGUACCCGAGCGCCGAGCGAACGUCGACGGAGUUAACCGAGUUAUAGCGGAAUCAGCCGAGCGGCUAAGCUCGGUGGUGGGGCAUCAAGAAGGCUCAGUGUCUCGGCUCAGUCGAGCCAGCGUCGUGGUUGGAAUCGGUUUUGGGUGAGUGACGGGCACCGUCUCUCUCUCGGCGGGGAGGGGAGAGUAGAAACUCUCUCGCAGGUCGUUCCAAGGCAGCCGCUCUUUAAUCGCGCGUACACGAGGUAGUCCAGUCGAUGGUGGCCAGCUGCCGGAGUGAGGUUCAGUAUCGCAGCUGCGCGUCUUUUCUCUCCUCCCCUCGCUCGCUUCUUUCCUUUUUCUCUCUCUUUCUCCCUCCCUCCCUUCUCUUCUCUCUCUUUCUCUCCCUCUUUCUCUUUCUCUCUAUACAUAUCUCUAUCGGUUUAUCCCUUUUCCGUCUAUAUCUUUUCUUAUCCUUGAGUCCUUAACCGUUCUAGCGCAUAUCGUAUUAUAUCGACCUAUCGUCGCGUACGGCUCCAUCCGAAAUCUCUACCUUCGUCGUCGUCGUCGUCGUCGUCGUCGUCGUUGUCGACGUCGUCGUCGUCGUCGUCGUCGUCGUCGUCGUCCUCGUUUUCCGUCGCAUCGACACUUUGUGGAUGAACGACGCGUGUCGCGAAAUAUUGUUCUUCUCCAUCGCAUUAACAGAGCAUUACUCCCGAGAAUAUUACCGCUGAAGUAGAAGAGCAAGGGAGAGAGAGAGAGAGAGAGAGAGAGAGCAGACGGACGGACAGACAGAGGGUAGUAUAACACAGUGAAAAUGCGGUGGUCGUGGUAGUGACAAGUGUAACACCGAAAUAAAGAGAUAAAGAGAGAUAAAGAGAGAAAGAAAAAAGAACGAAAGAAAGACAGGCAGUCGGAAAGAAAAAAAGAAAGAAAGAAAGAAAGAAAGAAAGAAAGGUGGGGCGUUGACGGAAGAAGCAAAAAACAAGAAAAGAAGAACAAGAAAAAAGAAAGAGGUGAGGAAAAGGAAGAGGAAAAAGAUAAAAGUACACUCGACGACCGUAUCCCCAAGGCGAGAUUUAUCAUCAAACAGGAGUGUGAGUUAGAGAACGGAGAAGGAGAAAUCUACUGGUCGUCCUCGUCCCUUAAAAGGAAAAGGAAGGAGAAGUAAGUGUAGGAGAAGGAGAAGGAAGAGGAAGAGGAGAAGGUGGUGGAGGAGGAGGAGGAGGAGGAGGAGGAGAAGGAGGAGAGCCGUUUUUUUAGCCUUUCGUUAGCCAGAGCGGAAGUUAUGACGGAGACGCGUGCUAGAGAAGGAAGUAUUAUUCGCGCGCAUGUGUCCAGUGGGUUAUAAUAGUGAAUACGAGGAAGUGGCCCUUGGAAAUCUGGAUAAUUUGUUUUCUACAUCUACGGGGCCCGAAUUAUCUCGUGUCAGGAUGGCGCUCGCGCGACUUGCGGUGAGCGACUGUGCGCCCCAAACGUCGCGGGUCAGCUCGAAUUUGCACAGCAGCAGUAGUAUGGCAGUAAGCCGCGUUCCGAGCCCACCACCGCCGGAAGUGAACACCCCCGUUGCCGAGAAUUGGUGUUACACACAGGUGAAGGUGGUCAAAUUCAGCUACAUGUGGACGAUAAAUAACUUCAGCUUCUGCCGCGAGGAAAUGGGAGAAGUUCUCAAGUCGUCCACUUUUUCGGCGGGAGCCAACGAUAAAUUGAAAUGGUGCCUAAGAGUGAACCCUAAGGGUCUGGACGAGGAGAGCAAAGACUACCUGUCCCUGUACCUCCUUCUUGUUUCCUGCAAUAAAUCAGAAGUCAGGGCAAAGUUCAAAUUUUCUAUUCUUAAUGCCAAAAGGGAAGAAACCAAAGCAAUGGAGAGUCAACGAGCGUACAGGUUCGUUCAGGGUAAAGAUUGGGGCUUUAAAAAGUUCAUUAGGAGAGAUUUUCUAUUGGACGAAGCCAAUGGACUCUUACCGGACGAUAAACUCACGAUAUUCUGUGAGGUCAGUGUGGUCGCAGACAGUGUUAACAUUUCCGGACAAAGUAACACGAUACAGUUCAAAGUACCGGACUGUCGACUACCCGACGAUCUUGGUCUUUUAUUUGAAAACCAAAAAUUCAGCGACGUCACGCUGACCGUUUGUGGAAGAGAAUUUCAGGCGCACAAAGCCAUUCUCGCGGCACGAAGUCCCGUUUUUUCGGCGAUGUUCGAACACGAGAUGGAGGAGAGGAAACAAAAUCGGGUGGACAUCACCGACGUGGAUCACGAAGUACUGCGGGAGAUGUUAAGAUUUAUAUACACCGGCAAAGCGUCGAAUCUUGAAAAAAUGGCGGACGAUCUUUUAGCAGCGGCGGAUAAGUAUGCUCUCGAGAGGCUAAAGGUAAUGUGCGAGGAAGCACUUUGCGGGAGUUUGGCCAUUGAAAAUGCAGCGGACAUUCUUAUACUCGCCGAUUUACAUAGUGCUGAUCAACUUAAAGCCCAAGCCAUAGAUUUCAUUAAUACACAUGCGACGGACGUGAUGGAUACAGCGGGAUUUAAAUCCAUGGUAAAUUCCCAUCCGCAUCUGAUAGCCGAAGCCUUCCGUGCGUUAGCCACUCAACAAAUUCCACCUAUCGGACCACCAAGGAAACGAGUGAAACAGAGCUGAAAGCAAUCACCCCUUACUCCGGGCACAACAUCCACGUCGCCCCCACCACUUCUACAUCCUUCAUGACUUUUGUGUACAGUGAUGAUUACGAGGUAGUGCUAAAUAAAUGUUUCCUAGUGUGCGGCAGCUACUGGUCCAACUUACGACGAUAAAUGCAACAAGAACAAAAUGAAAACAGCAUAUACAUUAUACAUACACGCGCGUAUAAACACAUACACACAUACACAACAAACAUAUAAAUACACUCGUACAUAUACACAUACAUAUAUAACAUAUAUUCGUUGUGUGAAAGAAAAAAAAUGGCCGCCGUCGUCGUCGUUGUCGUCGUCGUCUUCGUCGUCGUCGUCAUCAUCAUCUCAGAGAGUGAAGAGAGAGGAGGAUGAGAGGAAGGGGAGAGGGGAGGGGAGAUCUAUCUUACACUCGUUUAUUCUGAUUUCUGUGUCAGUGAAAAGUGUGCGUGCGUCUUAUUGUUAGACAGUGAUUAUAAAGGAAAGAAAAAGAAGAAGAAGAAAAAGAAGGAAAAUAAAAUUAAAUUAAAAUAAAUUAAAUUAAAUUAAAAUAAAUUAAAAUGUACUUGGACGAUGAUGAAUGCAAAGCUCGAUAAACGACGAUGAAGUAAAACGAAGAUGUAGAAAACGACUCGAGAGAGAAGCAAGGAGAAUGUUGUAUCAUCCUCGCUGUCGUCGUUGUGUAGUUGUCGUCAUCAUCAUCAUCGUCGUCAUCGUUAUCGUCGUCGUCGUCAUUGUUGUCAUCGUCGUCAUCGUCGUCGUCGUCGUCGUCGUCGUCUCGUCAUCGUUAUAGUCAUCGUCAUCGUCAUCGUCAUCGUUAUCGGUAUCGUCAAUGCUCGGUCCUACCACAUCUACUAUUGACUGUACACUCCCAUGCGAUGAACGGUGUAUUUUCACGAACGAAGCCAAUUACUACUACACUACUACUACUACACUACUAUUACUACUACUACUACUAUUCCUACUACUACUACUAUUACUAUUCCUACUACUACUACUACACUACUACUAUUACUACUACUAUUACUACUACUACUACUACUUUCUCCAGUCUUCAAAACGUAUCGACGUUAUACGACGAUGAUGAUUAUCCGUCGGCACGAAUGUGCUGCGAAACGACCACAGCUGUCGCAUCAUUUACUCUCUGUUUAGAACUUUUAUCGAUAAUUUACGUUUUCUUCCUUGUUGCUGGUAACGUGACAAAAAAAAGAAUAAUCUGUCUGAAAGAAAGAGAGAAAGAGAGAGAGAGAAAGGGAGAGAAAAAGAGUAGUGGACGAAAUGGAAAAACUGGAGCAGUCAGAGAGGGAAGGACAUUAAAAAAUGAGAGAGAAAUUUGGAUGAAUGAAUGAAUGCAUGAAUGAAUGAAUGAAUGAAUGAAUGAAUGAAUGAUGAACGAGAGAAUAAGAGAGAGAAAAAGAAAAUGAGAAAGAUAGAAAGAGAAAGAGAGUGAGAAAAGAUUUCAAUGAAAUAAGAUGAAAGGUAACAGACCGAUAAAUUGAAAGAUACAUAAAAGAGUGAACAAAAUUGAGAAAGAAUUUAAAAGAAAGGACCAAGCCGGAAUUGGACUACACUCGGCUGCUGUUAUUUUACCACAAUUGCUAUGCACGAAGGAAGUUGUGAUAGACGUCGCGACCCUCCCCGAUCCCAAACGAUUUUAAAAUAUUUUGUGUUCCUUUGUUAGACACGGAUCAAACGAUAUGUCCCACCCCCUCCUCUGUCUGCCAUGCAGCAAAUUAACGGAUGGUUAGAUACUUUGUUUAUAUCGAUAGUGAUUUUUUUCUUUUAAUUUCUUUUUUUUUUUUUUAAUUAUCAUUAGUUAUACGAAAGGAAAAAAAAAAGAAAGAAAGGCGUCAAAUUCUCUUCCAUUAUGGAGAAAUGAUUCUAGUUAGCGUUUUUUAUGAUCUCUUUCUCUUUAACACAUACGAUUACAAUUACUACUAUGAUUACUAUUAAUGCUACGCAAUCUGUGCCCUCUCCUAUCCCUGCUUAUAUUUUUGUACAUUUUUUUUCUCAGCUAAAUUGAUCGUUCUUUAUAUUUUUUAGUCCUUGCAUCCAAUCAACCAUUUUCCCUUCUUCUUCUUCUUCUUCUUCUUCUUCUCCUAUGUCUCGUCUAAUUCUGUUUUUUCCGUUUCCUCUUUAACUCAAGUCCAUUUCUUUCCAAAGGAUUAAGGCACAGUUUGUUUUGUUUUCUCAAGUAUUGCAUAGUAGCUAAAGUGAUAGAUUGAAUUAUUAUUAUUAUUAUUAUUAUUAUUAUUAUAUAUUAUUAUAUUAUUAUUAUUAUUAUUAUUGUAUUAAAUUUAAGGUUGUCCAUAAUUUAUCAAGUCCUGUGUUGAUUAUUAUAAAAAAAAAAAAAAUGUCUAUAUCGUUCAUGUGCCCAAGAAUACGUGUAUUAAUUAAAAAUGUUACGAUAAAGUAUCAAAGAGAGAUGAUAAAAACUUUAUUAGGUAUUAUGAAUGAGGUGGUAAAGCAAAAAAGAAAAUUGAAAAUUGUAUAAAUAAACGUUAGUCAAUUAUAGUAAUGAAA
This is a messenger RNA of Vespula vulgaris, 5429 nucleotides long. It is a transcript of the gene rdx, whose product is annotated as protein roadkill. The record is from RefSeq and is a predicted model, not a curated record. Gene Ontology annotation, cellular component: cytoplasm; nucleus. Gene Ontology annotation, biological process: proteasome-mediated ubiquitin-dependent protein catabolic process; regulation of proteolysis. The transcript is spliced from 8 exons. Gene Ontology annotation, molecular function: ubiquitin protein ligase binding. NCBI's taxonomy places the organism in Eukaryota, Metazoa, Arthropoda, Insecta, Hymenoptera, Vespidae. The coding region runs from base 1591 to 2898 and encodes 435 amino acids.